AUGCCGCAGGAGGCGUCUAAGAUCUCAGACCCCGACGCGACCGCCAAAGCAGCCGCCGAGGCUGUCGCCGAGUCGAGCGCACAAGAUGCGCACAUCGAAUCCGCCGAUGAGAGCGAAGAGGAGGAAAUUGUAGAUGGAGCUACGGGCGCGACAGAGAAGAAGAAGAAGAGCCGGAAGCGGAAGAUCAAGGAUGCUCUCAGCGGCAAGGGCAAGGCGCCCGCGAUCGAGUCUACAGAUGCGCCAACUGCUGGAGCACACCUCAAUAAAGACCAGCUAAGCAUGCUGUUGGACGCGAACCCCGCUCUGAAGAACCAAUUACUUGCGAACAAGGGCAAUCAGAGCUUAGAGGAUAUGCUCAAGAAGGUCAGCAUGAACGAAAUGCUUACGGGUCUCGCACCGCAAGCCAAGAACGUGAAGGAUAUGGGCAGCCAUCAGUUCUGGAAGACACAGCCGGUGCCGAGCUUCGACGAGAUGAUGGCGGGCAAGGACAAGAUUGUAGACGGUCCGAUAAAGGAUAUCGAUAUUGCGCGAGUACCCAAGGAGCCGAGUGAGAUGUACCCAGGCUUCAAGUGGGUGACAAUGGACCUCGAGGAUGAGAAGGAGCUGGAGGAGGUCUAUGAGCUGCUAUCAAACCAUUAUGUCGAGGAUAACGAGGCCAUGUUCCGAUUUCGGUACUCUCCUUCCUUUCUGAACUGGGCCCUGAAAGCACCUGGCUGGAAGAAGGAGUGGCAUGUUGGCGUACGUGCCGAGAAAUCUGGAAAGCUUGUUGCAUUCAUCUCCGGCAUUCCACUGCAGCUGCGUGUACGCGAUAAGGUUCUCAAUUCCUCGGAGAUCAAUUUCCUCUGCGUCCACAAGAAGCUGCGAGCAAAACGUCUCACUCCGGUGCUCAUCAAGGAAAUUACACGUCGAUGCUAUGUCAAUGGCAUUUUCCAGGCUGUGUAUACCGUCGGUUCUCUCCUUCCUACGCCAGUCUCCACGUGUCGUUACUACCACCGCGCCCUUGAAUGGGAAAAGCUGCAUGAUGUUGGCUUCUCACCCCUACCGCAUAACAGCACAAAGCAGCGCCAAGUGGUCCGAUACAAGCUGCCAGAAAAUACUCUUCAACCCGGCGUUCGCGAACUCAAACCUGAGGAUACCGAUGUUGUACUAGACCUACUCCAGCGGUACCUCAAACGCAUGGACAUGGCGCAGGAGUUCACCAAGGAAGAAUUUGAGCACUGGAUGUUCAAUCAGAAGGGCGCGAAGGAGCAGGUAGUAUGGGCAUAUGUUGUUGAGGACCCGAACACGAAGAAGAUCACCGACUUCUUCUCGUUCUACAACCUCGAGAGUACGGUCAUUGGGCACAAGAAGCAUAACCUGAUCAAGGCAGCGUAUCUCUUCUACUACGCCACGGAGAAGGCGUUCGGCAACGACCAGAAUGUGCUGAAGGAGCGCCUCAAUGAGCUCGUCAAGGAUGCUUUGAUCCUUGCGAAGCAGGCUGACUUCGACGUCUUCAAUGCGCUCACUCUCCUCGACAACCCACUCUUCCUUGAAGAACAGAAGUUUGGUGCCGGUGACGGCAAUCUGCACUACUACCUCUACAACUACCGCGCCGCACCUCUGGGCGGUGGCAUUGAUCAACAGAGCAGACCUAGCACGAAGACCAUGGGCGGAGUCGGAUUGGUUAUGCUGUAG
Didymosphaeria variabile is the source of this 1674-nucleotide messenger RNA. RefSeq names its product glycylpeptide N-tetradecanoyltransferase (gene NMT1). Gene Ontology annotation, biological process: N-terminal peptidyl-glycine N-myristoylation. Gene Ontology annotation, molecular function: glycylpeptide N-tetradecanoyltransferase activity. The coding region runs from base 1 to 1674 and encodes 557 amino acids. The transcript has 3 exons. Gene Ontology annotation, cellular component: cytoplasm. Lineage: Eukaryota; Fungi; Ascomycota; Dothideomycetes; Pleosporales; Didymosphaeriaceae. The record is from RefSeq and is a predicted model, not a curated record.